Neoarthrinium moseri is the source of this 528-nucleotide messenger RNA. RefSeq lists its product as uncharacterized. The coding region runs from base 1 to 528 and encodes 175 amino acids. NCBI's taxonomy places the organism in Eukaryota, Fungi, Ascomycota, Sordariomycetes, Amphisphaeriales, Apiosporaceae. The transcript is spliced from 2 exons. The record is from RefSeq and is a predicted model, not a curated record.
AUGCAUACACAGUUCGCCUGGGUCAUAAUUCCCAUAGCUGGCAAUCCUUCCUCAGAUCUGCUCGUCCGCUUUACGAAAGACGGGGAUGGAGACCUGAGGACAGGCACAAGGCAAUCUUCCCCCGGCAUCACCACCUCGCACCAUGCCGCCAAGCUUUUUGUGCCCUGCAAAGCCUGGAGCUUGUGUGGUGUGGGAUGGACUGCUGUCAUGCACAACCUUGCAGAUCUGCCAACUACCGAUGGCGCCCGAUGCACCUUCGGCCCACCAUCAACAGCGCCAACGAAUGCCGGGGAUGCCGUUCUCGGAUCCAUGAUCAGCAGUCACUUCCCCAAGUUCACCAACUAUCAUAGAGAUGGCCGACAUCGUCACAUUUCUCGUCGCGUUUUGCAGUCUACUCCUUCACAUCGGCGUGCACGUAGCCCCCGGGCCACUCCCAAAUGCGACAUCGCCGGAGCACGUGAAGCGCUGCGGUGCGUGAUCAGGGUUCAAGGAUUCAGGCGCUAUCUGGCGUCCGUCGUUCCCACGUAG